This is a messenger RNA of Empidonax traillii (willow flycatcher), 1059 nucleotides long. RefSeq names its product synaptonemal complex protein 2-like. The coding region runs from base 306 to 908 and encodes 200 amino acids. Lineage: Eukaryota; Metazoa; Chordata; Aves; Passeriformes; Tyrannidae. The record is from RefSeq and is a predicted model, not a curated record. The transcript is spliced from 8 exons.
AAGGUGCCGGGGCCGUGUCCUCACAGGGCCAGACCUCCUGAGGGGCAUUCCAGCCUCCUGAGGGAUAUUUCAGCGGAUACACCUGUUUUGGGGGUCCUAGUCUUCUCUGUGGAGAAGGGGGCUUGUGUUUCAUCCUCUGCCUUGUCCGACCCGCCCGGAGACACCGGAGCUGUGAGGUGCCCCACAGGCCUCAGCGGAGGCUCGUGUUUUGUAUUCUACUGGAAAAAGUAAUUAAAAAUCUCCCUAUCUGUGUUAUUUCUGUGUUGGUUAGCAGUACAUAAAAGCUGAGUUGGUGAAUUGCAAAAAUGACAGCCAGGAGUGAGAUGCAGUUGGAGAAGUUAAUUGAUGAAGCUACAAGAAAAAAAAAUUCCCAGUUACUAGAGAAAUUUCUGGCCACAGAAGACUCUGAGAAUGUCUCUUACAAAUGCAGCAAACAGUUUGUCAACAAAUUAGACAAGCUUCUGUGUCGGGAACUUGACAAGCAGGAAGUGAAAAGCGUUUCUACCUUACUAAAUGUUAUCCAGAAAUGUGGGGGGAGAAUCAGCAUAGCAGGAGAGGAUGGGCUCCCAGCAGUGAUGAAAUAUGGGCUUGUUGGAAGGAUGGUCAAUUGGUUUGAAAAGUUAAAAGGAAUUUUGAUCCUCAGAGGAAAUGAAAAGAAUGAAAUGCUUACAAGCCUGGUUGAAGAUUUCUUCAAUGUGCUGCUGGCUGUGUGUGAGAGCAGACCUGAAGGUAAAAUGCAAAUACUGGAAAACUUCGUUCUGAGGACAUGUUCCCUCAUCACUGAUGUGAGAAUCAGUAUUUAUGUUCAGCAGGAGGUAGUAAGAAAACUGAAUUUAAUGCUUGACAACGUACCUCGAGAGGCCAAGAAAAAGUUAUUUUCUACAAAGGAGAUGUUGCUUGUCAUGUAAAUAAUCUUCAGUAUGAUUUUUGUAUCAUCACAUCAGUUGCAGAGCUGGGAGGGCAGUUUUUACUGAGGCUGUUUAUGGUUUGUGCAGAUUGGUCCCUGUUUAAUUUAUUUUGCAUUUGCUAUUGAGCUGUCCAAGGUAGUGGCUGUGGGCA